Mycena indigotica is the source of this 1170-nucleotide messenger RNA. RefSeq lists its product as uncharacterized. The record is from RefSeq and is a predicted model, not a curated record. Gene Ontology annotation, biological process: maturation of SSU-rRNA from tricistronic rRNA transcript (SSU-rRNA, 5.8S rRNA, LSU-rRNA). The transcript has a single exon. Gene Ontology annotation, cellular component: nucleolus; small-subunit processome. Bases 1 to 1170 code for a protein of 389 amino acids. Lineage: Eukaryota; Fungi; Basidiomycota; Agaricomycetes; Agaricales; Mycenaceae.
AUGGGUGAGCCAGGCGUGCAGAUCGAUGCAGCUGGCUUUUGCUCUGUCGUGAAUGACAUGACUUCCAGUAUUGCGUCUGUUCGCAGUGUCAUCAACGGUCUACGCCAGCAGGACAACCUGAACACGACGGAUGGAAUUUCUCUACUGUCCGUCAAACACCAUCUUCUACUGUCCUACCUACAGUCUCUCCUGCUUGUCUCAUCUCACUGUGCAAUUGGUCAUACUCUCACCGAAAGAGCGCCACCAGCGGAAGCCUUCAGCCACCUAGAUCGUUCCCAACGCGGCACCGAUGCUGGUGAUUUGGUGGACUCGAUGGUCGAAACCCGAGUAGUACUUGAAAAAGUAAAAACACUCGAGAGUCGACUUCGCUAUCAAAUCGAGAAGCUUGUACGGACUGCUCAGGAACCAGAGAAGACAACCUCCGCUGUCGCUGAGGGUAGGUUUCUUUCCGUCUCUACGCUCAUGCCUCACGCAGCCUCAGAUCCCCUUGCUUUUCGACCCAACCCACAAAAUCUGGUUGACAAUGACGGUGAUGAUUCAGAUACAUCAGUCAAAGAUGAUUCUGCCCACAACGUCGACGAUGGAAUCUAUCGACCUCCCCGGCUUGCGCCUGUUCCCUAUACUGGAGGGGCCAAAUCCAAGUCACGAGAUCGGCGCGCUCCUGUACCCACUGCGUUACGAAGUCUUCAAGACCCAUCGCUUCCUCAUAUGGAGACUACCACUGGAUUAGGAACAACCCCAUCGUUACUUUCGGGUCGCGCCAAUUACUUGAAGCGGCUCGAGGCCUAUGAAGAAGAGAAUUUCGGACGAGUGGUGUUGGGUAAAAACAAGGAUCGCCAACGCCGACGAGACGAAGAGGACUUAGCCCUCGGUGCUGAAUUAGGCGGGGCAAGGGGUGUUGGGAAGAACAGACGUCGUGGUGGCUUGGAAGACGAGUUUGGAGAUGUAUUGCGCAGUGUCGAGCGUGGUACCCGUGUUUCACAGAUGGGGGAUGGCUACGACGAAUUGCGGAAGAGCGGGCGCAAAAAGAAUGCUUUUGAACGCGCCAAAGUCAACGUUCGAGCAAGAGAGGAUGGCGGUGAUGAUGAUCAGGAACCAGACAGAAUGCGCAAGAAAACCCGUUUCGAGCAGGAUCGUAGAAAGCUCCAACGACGCACGAAAAAGAAAUAG